Messenger RNA from Frieseomelitta varia, 688 nucleotides. RefSeq names its product iron-sulfur cluster assembly 2 homolog, mitochondrial. Lineage: Eukaryota; Metazoa; Arthropoda; Insecta; Hymenoptera; Apidae. The record is from RefSeq and is a predicted model, not a curated record. Bases 97 to 570 code for a protein of 157 amino acids. Gene Ontology annotation, molecular function: 4 iron, 4 sulfur cluster binding; 2 iron, 2 sulfur cluster binding; iron ion binding. Gene Ontology annotation, cellular component: mitochondrion. The transcript has 3 exons. Gene Ontology annotation, biological process: iron-sulfur cluster assembly.
UUUGUCAAAUACAUAUUUUAUUUGCAUCUACUAUGUAUAGUAAUCAGUAUAUACAUAUAUUUGCGACUGUCGCACACACAGAUACACAUUAGAAACAUGGCGAAAUUGAAACACACGAUUUGGAAUGUUUCUUCAAAUUUUGCUGCAAAUCGAUAUUUCUCACGUUUGUUAACUUCUCAGUGGUACAAUGUGUCUACAGAUUCAUUACUAAAUAAAACAAUAACAGAAGAUAGACCAGAUUCCAAAAAUGAUAUCAUCAUUACAGAUAGUUGUGUUCAGCGUUUAAAGGAAAUUACAGAUAACAAUGCUUAUUUAAGAGUUACAGUAGAAGGUGGAGGUUGUUCUGGUUUUCAAUAUAAAUUUGACUUGGAUACAAAUAUAAAUGAAAAUGAUAAAAUAUUUCAAAAAGAUGGUGCAAAAGUGGUUAUAGAUACAACAUCUUUAGAAUAUAUUAAAGGAUCAACAAUAGAGUAUCAUACAGAAUUGAUACGUUCUGCAUUUAGAAUAAUUAAUAAUCCUUUAGCUGAACAAGGUUGUAGUUGUGGUGCUAGUUUUUCUAUUAAAAUAUAAUUUUUUAUGUAAAUUUCAAUAUAAAAAGAUUUAAAUAUAUGUAUAUCGUUGUUCUGAUAAAAUAGUUGAAGAUAUUAGAUUUUUGUCAAAAAAAAAAAUUUACUAAUUUGUUUAUUUU